Caretta caretta (loggerhead turtle) is the source of this 624-nucleotide messenger RNA. RefSeq names its product phospholipase A2 inhibitor and Ly6/PLAUR domain-containing protein-like. The record is from RefSeq and is a predicted model, not a curated record. Gene Ontology annotation, molecular function: phospholipase inhibitor activity. Gene Ontology annotation, cellular component: extracellular region. NCBI's taxonomy places the organism in Eukaryota, Metazoa, Chordata, Testudines, Cheloniidae.
AUGUGGGUGGCUCUGCCCCUCUGCCUGCUGUCCGCUCUCCUGGCCACAGGGAGCGCUCUGCAAUGCGAGGUGUGUGCGUCCAGAGAGCAAUCGUGCUCCGGCCGCCUGCAGCCCUGCGCCCCCUCGGAAGGGACCUGCGUCACCGUCGUGGCAGAGUUCGGGCUAAAGGGAAACUCCAUAUCCUACACGGCUAAAUCGUGCCUGGAGCCCAAGAACUGUGAGUCCGGUCCCUUCUCGCUGACCUACGCGCACAAUGUCACCGUGCGGGUGAACAUCGCCUGCUGUGACACCGACGGCUGCAACGCCGGGGCCAUCCCAGUGCGAACUGUGAGCUCCGUCCCCAACGGCCGGCAGUGCCUGUCGGUUUUCAAAUUGGAUCCUUUUGACAUUCAGCCGACUGGGAUCUUGGCCUGCACCGGCGCCGAGGACCGUUGUUUUCAGGAUUAUGGGGUGUUAACACGGGGUGACAUCACCAUGAAGAAGGCUGUGGCUGGAUGUGCCUCCCCUGGCGCUUGCAUGAAGAGAGAGGGGGAGAGGAAAUACGUCCAGGGCGUGGUGGAGAACCUGAUCUGGGCCGAGUGCUACCCAGCUCCCAGGGCCAGUGGAGGCAUCGGGGAGCCCUGA